UCAAGAUGGCGUUACACCUGCAGCUGAAUAUGCGCCGACAUGAGAAAUAAACCCGAACAUAUGAAGUAAAUAAAUCUGAUAUUUACGUUUAUUGUUUAGUAAAGUGAGCUGUGAGCCGUAUGUGGACGGAGGAGGCGGUGGGCCCGGACCCGGAGGCUGGGGAGCGCUGGGCCCCGGUCGGUGCGGUCUCUAACCCGGAGGAGGAUGAGGAGCAGAACCGGAGCCGCAGUCCGGGCGGAGACGCGGAGAUGACGGCCCGGCUGCGGCGGCUGGAGGAGGAGCAGGAGCAGCUGCACUCGUCCCUGCUGGCUCUCACCUCGCACUUCGCUCAGGUUCAGUUCCGCCUGAAGCAGAUCGUUCACGGGCAGAGUGAGCAGCACGACCGGGAGCAGAUGCUGCAGGAGCUGGAGGAGUUCGCCUUCAAGGGAUGCCCGCAUGUGCUCGGUACCCGGGCUCAGCACUCACACAACUCGACUGAGAGGGAGAAACGGGAGCGUCUGGAGGCUCAGAGGGAGAAGCAGAAGGAGCUGAUUGUUCAGUUGAAGACUCAGCUGGAUGAUCUGGAGCAUUUCGCCUACCAGGAGGGCAGCUACGACUCUCUCCCCCAGUCUGUCGUCAUGGAGAGGCAAAAGGUCAUCAUAGACGAGCUGAUCAAGAAGCUGGACGUGAACCUGAACGAGGACAUCGGGAACCUGACCCCCGAGGAGCUGCGGGGCCGCGUGGACGCCGCCAUCGCGCAGAUCGUCAACCCCGCCCGGGUGAAGGAGCAGCUGGUGGAUCAGCUCAAGACCCAGAUCAGGGACCUAGAAAUGUUCAUCAACUUCAUACAGGAUGAGGUGGGGAACCCCCUGCUGUCGGACAGAGCGAGCGGCCAGCAGCCUCAAGCAGCAGGACCCAAACCCCCAACCCACAAUGGCAUGAAGCAAGUGGACCCUGAGCGCGCUCAGCAGCUGCGUGCCAACGGUCUGCGCCUGAUCCAGCGGGCGGUGGCGGUGCUGCAGAUCUUCGUCCUGAGCCAGCUGGGAUGUACGGCCGGCGCGGUGCCUCCGAACGCGUGGCCCUCGGCGGACGUGCCGCCGGAUUACGGCCCCCUGCUGAACAGGCUCGAAGGGGCGGUGGAGCGCGUGCGCCUCCUCGCCUCUCGUCUCCAGCACGCCUUCGGUCAGGACGUCCCCGUGGUGAGCUACGCGUCCCCGGCGUCUCCCACGGCCAUGUCGGGACCCCGGCACGAGCUCACGGUUGCGGUGAGGAAGGAUCUGGCCCUGGCGCUCCGGGACCUCCUCGCCCACGGCCUGUACGCCCCGUCCGAGGGCAUGAGCGUGGUGCUGGCACCCAUCUCCUGCCUGCUGCCGUUCUCCGCGUCCGCGCGGCCGCACUCGCUGCACCCCUGGGAGCUCUUCGUUAAGUACUACCACGCCAAGAACGGCCCCGCCUUCGCCGAGUCGCCCGCCCGCCAGCUGGCGCAGUCGUUCAGCCUGCCGGUCGGGACUCGGUCCGCGGUCGUGACGCCCAAGAACUCGCUCCUGUGGGCCGUGCACGGCGUGCUGAGGGAACACGGGCGGUACAAGCGCGGCGCCGACUCCGAGUUCAAGGCGCUGGUGUGCCUGGCGCUCAACGAGCAGAGGCUGGUGUCCUGGAUCAACCUGGUGUGCAAGGCGGGGACUCUGAUCCACGCCCACUACCAGCCCUGGAGCUACAUGGCUCAGACCGGCUUCGAGGGCGCGCUCAAGAUCCUGGGCCGCCUCAGCCACCUGAAGUUCGACCUCCCGGUGGAUCUGGCCGUCCGGCAGCUCAAAAACAUCAAGGACGCGUUCUGAGGGCGUUCUUCCCUCGGUCUCCGUGGAGAUGGAGGUUGCAUCCAAGCGUCCUUAUUAUCCGAAAAUACACUAACGUGUGCUGAAAUGAAUCUAAAUAAGGCUACGUGCAGCCUUCUCUAUGCGCUAUACACACAUUCGUGGUGCAUUAUGGGUAAUCCUCAAUCUCCUGGACACUUGAUGACCGGCUGUGGGGCGGCACAGCGAAGUGGCUGCCAAUCAUUUAAAAUCAAGUAAAAAAUCUAAUCAAUGCUGGAGUGCAUCAUGGUCCCGGGCGUCGUCCUUGCCGUCAAUUAUGAGCGUAGUUUGACAUGUUCUCCCAGUGUACCUCAGGUUUCCAUUCCUCGAUCCUCAUCCGGAUGCCCUUCCUAAAGCAUUCCGCCUAUUUAUCUGGGCUUGGGAACUGCACCUAAGGGUGCACUGAUACCCCCCUCGGUCCCGUCCAGUAUCUAGGUUCAUGCAAUGACCGUGUGAGCCCAGCCUGGAAUUGCAACCCCAUGAAUUGGGGCACUUCUGCCACCAUGAUGAGCAGAUUUCUAGCUUUAUACUGGAGCAUGAUAUCCAAAAUAUCCACAUGUGCAGAGAUUAUCAUGCAGUCCCGCUCCAUACCGACACCGAACAGCCUCAGCGUUUGUGGUUCGGGUAAUAUAAGUGCAUUUAAAUAAAAGGUAGGACUGUAGCGCUGUAAAUGUGCAUCCAUAAGUGGCGCAUGUACACUGAGGGCGGGUGCUGGAGAAAUAAAUUCAAAGAGAAAUUUAUAGAGGAUUUAUAGGUUCAUCAUUAACCUUCUGACACUUGGCGCAUGUGUGAUACGCCUUUCUUUCUGGUGUGUGUGUGUGUGUGUGUGUGUGUGUGUUUUAUAGCAGGUCGAUUCAAACGUGCAGGAAUAAUGUUGUUAUUUGUAAAGUUGGAGGAAAUCAGAGGACGUUUUGCUUCACUCGUACCGUCAACAAAUGCUUUAUAUUUUUGAAACUGAUGAGUCCUGAAUGUACAAUCCACACUACUGUGCCCUGCUAGCUUGUAUUUAGUAUUUCACUACACUGUAUGGCCAAAAGUAUUCAGACACCCGACUGUGGGCUCGUCAGACGUCCCGUUAAUGUGUAUUUGUGGUCCAGCAGAUUAAAAGAUUUGGACGUCUUUAAAAACCCAAGACAGUCGAGGGUGUCUGAAAACAUUUGACUUUUACUGUAAAUAUAGGACUUGAUGAUAUGACACGCUGAGCUCUUGAUUUUUUAGUUCUUGUUUAGUUUUGUUGCACUUUUUUUGCACUUUUACCAACUUGUGAAUCUGCUUUAGUGUCACGUUAGUUUUUGCAUCACUGCUGUCAAAAUAAAUCAUUUCAAUUUCAAUUUUUAGUUCUUGUUGUUAUUAUUAUUAGAUUUGUGUUUUUUUUUCUUUGAGAUAAAAUUAUGUAGAUCUCAGAUCUUUGAAUUGUUAAUGAAGGGGUUCGAGGGAAGUUUUCUGUUCACAUGUAUUUAAUAAAUGUGUGUUUAUUUAAUAUAUUUUGUUGAUUUUAAGAGAUGAGGACCUUAAAGAUAAUAAACCUACAGGCAA
This is a messenger RNA of Trichomycterus rosablanca, 3368 nucleotides long. It is a transcript of the gene rundc1, whose product is annotated as RUN domain containing 1. The transcript is spliced from 5 exons. The record is from RefSeq and is a predicted model, not a curated record. The coding region runs from base 120 to 1817 and encodes 565 amino acids. NCBI's taxonomy places the organism in Eukaryota, Metazoa, Chordata, Actinopteri, Siluriformes, Trichomycteridae.